AGGAUGGAUUCGAAACAGAAAAAGUAGAGAGAGAGAGAGAGAGCGAGAAAAUCUGCAUUGCACGUUUAAGGGGUCAAGAGCCUGAAGAUUCAACACUUUCAAUUCCAACAAUUGCUUCAUUUAAAUUCCAAAAAGCCCUUUGAAUUUCGAGAGCCAAUUCUUUUUUUCUUUUUCCUUUUUUUGCCUGCUUGAAGAGGGCUUUUUCUAUGCCUAUUUGUGGCCAAAGAUUUUACAUUUGAGCUCAAAAGAAGACCGAUACCCCCUUCUUAAUUUUAUCUCCUGCAUAAUUUCUUGAACUUCUGAAAAAAUAGAUAUUUGCAAUCAACUCUUGUUGUUAUAACACCAAUGUGGCAUUUGGGUUCAACUAUUUUGAAUGCUUAUGCAUGCAUGUGAAAGAAAUUGACGAAAAUAUUUUCUUAGGGUUAAAAAUUCUCUUUGAGAAGUGAUUUCAGCUGUUUCAGUGAUCAAAGAUCAUAUCUUUGGGUCCAGUGUAAUAGAAUCUUGGAUGAAUUGAGUAAACAUUUAGGUGAGCUGUAAUUUUUUGUCCCCCAAGAAGUGAGAGAUUUUCGUGGGUUCUGUGUUUUGUGGAUUUUACGAUGGGGUAGAUGAAGAAAUUGAAAUUUGAAUUUCGGAGUUUAAGGGUGGUGUUAUAUGGGGCAGAAUAGGAUAGAAAGGGCAUCAUUUUGUGAUUAUUCAAAUGGGUUUUGGUUUAAUUGAUGAUUUUUUGCUCCAAGUUAUAUCCCAAAUUGAAUGGCUGAUUUGCAGAGACCUAGUCUUGUGGAAAGGGACAUUGAUCAGGCCAUUACAGCUCUUAAGAAAGGAUCCUACUUGCUGAAGUAUGGACGGAGAGGGAAGCCGAAGUUUUGCCCAUUUCGACUUUCCACUGAUGACUCUACAUUGAUAUGGUACUAUGGCAAAGAUGAGAAACAACUUGAGCUACGUCAUGUUUCAAGGAUAAUUCCUGGACAGCGUACUGCAAUAUUUCAGCGGUAUCCUCGACCUGAGAAGGAAUACCAGUCAUUUUCUCUCAUCUAUAGCGACAGAUCCUUGGAUUUGAUAUGUAAAGAUAAGGAUGAAGCCGAGGUUUGGUUUGUUGGUUUAAAAGCUCUAAUUGCGCGUGGUGGCUACAGGAAAAUAAAAAAGGAGGCAAAAAGUGAAAGUAUAUCAUCAGAUAGUCCACGUGGUCGGAGGAUCUCCCCAUCAAGUUUUUCUUUUUUACCUCAGGAUCAAGGAGAUACCCAACUAUCUGAGAAUCUUUCUCAGAGCGGAUGGGGGAAAGCGUUUGCUGAUAUCAUUACAUACACUGCGAUAGCUAAGAGCCCUACACGAGCAGAAUCCAUUACAUAUUCUAUCAACUCACUGCAAGCUGGGGCUGUAGACAACCCAAAUGGCCGAAGUUCUGGAGGUGAUACAUUUCGCGUGAGUCUAUCCAGUGCUGUAAGUUCAUCAAGUCAAGGUUCCUGUAAUGAAGAUUUUGAUAGCUUGGGUGAUGUUUUCAUUUGGGGAGAAGGCACUGGUGAUGGGGUGGUGGGAGGUGAUGUGGUUAAAGUUCAUGGAUCAUCUAACACCAAGGUUAAUUCUCUCUUGCCCAAGGCAUUAGAAUCAACCAUUGUACUUGAUGUACAUAGUAUUUCUUGCGGUGAUAGACAUGCAGUUUUAGUCACUAAACAUGGGGAGGUAUUCACCUGGGGGGAAGAGAUGGGGGGGAGGCUGGGGCAUGGAGUUGAAGCUGAUGUUUCCCACCCCAAGCUCAUCGAAACGCUUUGUGGCAUGAACGUUGAAAAGGUUGCAUGCGGUGAAUAUCACACUUGUGCUGUUACACUUUCUGGUGAUCUGUACACUUGGGGUGAUGGUACUCAUUACUGUGGCUUGCUUGGUCAUGGAAGUGAAGCUAGUCACUGGAUCCCCAAAAAGGUAGGUGGUCUCAUUGAGGGGUUACAUGUGUCAUUUGUUUCAUGUGGGCCUUGGCAUACGGCUUUGAUCACAUCUGCAUACCAAUUGUUUACGUUUGGAGACGGAACUUUUGGUGCACUGGGGCAUGGAAAUUGUAGUGGCACCAGUAUUCCACGAGAAGUGGAAACUUUAAAGGGAUUGCGGACAGUGAAGGUAGGUUGUGGUGUAUGGCACACUGCAGCAAUUGUUGAAGUAACGAGUAAAUCUUCUAACUCUGGAGAAUCUGAUGGUUCAUUAUCUGGAAAGCUGUUCACCUGGGGGAACGGGGAUAAAGGCCGGCUUGGGCAUGGUGAUAAUGAAUCAAGACUAGUUCCUGCAUGUAUAGAUUCAUUGGUUGACAUAAGCUUUUCUGAGGUAGCAUGUGGGAACAACCUUACCGUUGCUCUGACAACAUCAGGACGAGUAUAUACCAUGGGCAGUAAUGUUUAUGGUCGGCUGCUGAAUCAUGUACCCAGUGGAAAGACUCCCACUUGUAUAGAAGGUAAAAUUGCUGACAGUAUUGUGGAAGAGAUUGCUUGUGGUUCACAUCAUGUUGCAGUUUUGACGUCAAAGGCAGAAGUUUAUACCUGGGGAAAGGGUUCAGAUGGGCAACUCGGGCAUGGCAAUAAUGAUGAUCGGGAUACCCCUACUCUUGUCGACUUUCUAAAAGAUAAACGAGCAAAAAGUUUGGCCUGUGGUUCAAAUUUUACUGCUGUCAUAUGCCGCCAUAAAUGGUUAUCUAGUGCUGAUAAUUCCAUAUGCUCAGGUUGUCAUAAUCUUUUUAAUUUCAGACGAAUACGUCACAACUGUUACAAUUGCGGACUCGUUUUCUGCAAAGCAUGCAGCAGUAGGAAGACCCUUAAAGCAUCCUUAGCCCCAAGUAUGAAUAAGCCAUAUCGUGUCUGUGAUGACUGUUUCAACAAAUUACAGAAGGCGAUAGAUCCAGGAGCUGUUCCUCGAAUUCCUAAUGUUAAAAGUGGAGGUACACUAUAUAAGCCCAGUGAAACAACAGAGAAGGAGACUGGGACUUCUCUUUUACCUGGAAAUAUUUCAAGACUCUCUUCCGUUGACUCAUUUAAAUCUGAAAUGACUUCCACAUAUAACAUGAGAUCUGAAUCAAAUAACAGCCGAGUGUUUCCUCUUCAGAAUGAAAAUAUUCAGAGGGCAAGCAUUUCGUCAAAAUCUACUGUUAGCCCAUUUGGAAAUUCUAAGAAUUUGACUUCAGUUUCUGUUCCUAGUUCUAGAAUGGUUUCUCGGUCACCAUCUCCUAUUCCAGGAAAGUCAAGCCCUCUGAGGUCUGCCACAGCGUUACCAUAUAUAUCAGUUUGCACAUCAGAAGUAACUGCUGAUGAUAUAAAGAGUGCUAAUGAUAGUCUAAGUCAGGAGGUUAAAUAUUUAAAGGCACAGGUAGAAGAACUUGCUAAAAAAUCCCAACUUCUUGAAGCUGAACUGGGAAAAAAAUCAAAGAAACUUAAAGAGGUGACUGCACAUGCAGCUGAUGAGGCGGAAAAAAGCAAAGCCGCAAAAGAAGUAAUCAAGUCGCUGACAGCACAGGCAAGACGUUGUUCUAUGUUCAAAAUAUCAUUAAAAGAGAUGUCUGAGAGAGUGCCUAAAGAGCAUAUUGCAUGCAGAAACAUGGACUCUAAGGCUGAGCAAAUGCUGAACAACACUGGUCGACUAUCUAAUGGAAGCGGUAUUACAAGCACAACCUCUCCUAAAAGUGAGUCGAGUGACAACUCGACCCCUUCACCCCUAUCUAAUGGAACCAAAGUGCAGAAGUCAGAGCGGAUAAUACAAUAUGAAACGGGCGUGUACCUGACUCUUAUCCCCUUACAAAAUGGUGUCAACGAACUGAUACGAGUUCGUUUCAGUCGUAAGCGUUUCACAGAAGACCAGGCAGAGAAGUGGUGGGCUGAAAACGGAACUAGAGUAUGCGAGAAACACAACAUUCAAACUGCGACGUAGUUUGAGGCAAGCAGUCAUUACAGCAAACUUUUCAACAUCAACUUUCUGCCGACUGGAAACUGUAAAUUCUUUUCUUGGGGUUGUUUUUCUAGGUCGGUUGAACUUACGUCCUGGGUUGGAGUUUUAAUGGUAGAACGAUAAGCAAGAACGAAGAGUUCAGUGAAUUAUGAAUGCUCAUUUCAAAAAGCAUGAAUAUUUGCACUGUUUAUCAUGUUUGUGCA
Molecule: messenger RNA, 4118 nt
Organism: Olea europaea var. sylvestris
Lineage: Eukaryota; Viridiplantae; Streptophyta; Magnoliopsida; Lamiales; Oleaceae
Product: PH, RCC1 and FYVE domains-containing protein 1-like
Exons: 9
Coding region: 751-3897 (1048 amino acids)
Molecular function (GO): metal ion binding
Source: RefSeq, a predicted model, not a curated record